Acanthosepion pharaonis is the source of this 2652-nucleotide messenger RNA. NCBI's taxonomy places the organism in Eukaryota, Metazoa, Mollusca, Cephalopoda, Sepiida, Sepiidae. The record is from the annotation of a GenBank genome assembly.
AUGUCUUCUGUAUACACAUUUCCUUUUAUGUCACUUGUAUACACAUUUCCGUUGAUGUCUCUUUUAUACACAUUUCCUUUGAUGACUCUUUUAUACAAAUUUCCUUUGAUGUCUCCUGUAUACACAUUUCCAAUGAUGUCACAUGUAUACACAUUUCCAUUGAUGUCUCUUUUAUACACAUUUCCUUUGAUACACAUUUCCUUUGAUAUCUCCUGUAUACACAUUUCCAUUGAUGUCUCUUGUAGACACCUUUCCUUUGAUAUCUCCUGUAUACACAUUUCCAUUGAUGUCUCUUGUACACACAUUUCCUUUGAUGUCACUUGUAUACACAUUUCCAUUGAUGUCGCUCGUAUACACAUUUCCUUUGAUCUCUACUGUAUACACAUUUCCUUUGAUGUCACUUGUAUACACAUUUCCUUUGAUGUCUACUGUAUACACAUUUCCUUUGAUGUCUUCUGUAUACACAUUUCCUUUGAUGUCACUUGUAUACACAUUUCCUUUGAUGUCUCUUUUAUACACAUUUCCUUUGAUGACUCUUUUAUACAAAUUUCCUUUGAUGUCUCCUGUAUACACAUUUCCAAUGAUGUCACAUGUAUACACAUUUCCAUUGAUGUCUCUUUUAUACACAUUUCCUUUGAUGACUCCUGUAUACACAUUUCCUUUGAUGUCACUUAUAUACACAUUUCCUUUGAUGUCUCCUGUAUACAAAUUUCCUUUGAUGUCUCCUGUAUACACAUUUCCAAUGAUGUCUCUUGUAGACACAUUUCCUUUGAUAUCUCCUGGAUACACAUUUCCAUUGAUGUCUCUUGUAGACACCUUUCCUUUGAUAUCUCCUGUAUACACAUUUCCAUUGAUGUCUCUUGUACACACAUUUCCUUUGAUGUCACUUGUAUACACAUUUCCUUUGAUGUCUACUGUAUACACAUUUCCUUUGAUGUCUUCUGUAUACACAUUUCCUUUGAUGUCUACUGUAUACACAUUUCCUUUGAUGUCUUCUGUAUACACAUUUCCUUUGAUGUCACUUGUAUACACAUUUCCUUUGAUGUCUCUUUUAUACACAUUUCCUUUGAUGACUCUUUUAUACAAAUUUCCUUUGAUGUCUCCUGUAUACACAUUUCCAAUGAUGUCACAUGUAUACACAUUUCCAUUGAUGUCUCUUUUAUACACAUUUCCUUUGAUGACUCCUGUAUACACAUUUCCUUUGAUGUCACUUAUAUACACAUUUCCUUUGAUGUCUCCUGUAUACAAAUUUCCUUUGAUGUCUCCUGUAUACACAUUUCCAAUGAUGUCUCUUGUAGACACAUUUCCUUUGAUAUCUCCUGUAUACAAAUUUCCAUUGAUGUCUCUUGUAGACACAUUUCCUUUGAUAUCUCCUGUAUACACAUUUCCAUUGAUGUCUCUUGUACACACAUUUCCUUUGAUGUCACUUGUAUACACAUUUCCAUUGAUGUCGCUCGUAUACACAUUUCCUUUGAUGUCUCUUUUAUACACAUUUCCUUUGAUGACUCUUUUAUACACAUUUCCUUUGAUGUCAGUUGUAUACACAUUUCCAUUGAUGUCACUUGUAUACACAUUUCCUUUGAUGUCUCUUUUAUACACAUUUCCUUUGAUGACUCUUUUAUACACAUUUCCAUUGAUGUCUCUUUUAUACACAUUUACUUUGAUGACUCCUGUAUACACAUUUCCUUUGAUGUCACUUAUAUACACAUUUCCUUUGAUGUCUCCUGUAUACAAAUUUCCUUUGAUAUCUCCUGUAUACACAUUUCCAUUGAUGUCUCUUGUACACACAUUUCCUUUGAUGUCACUUGUAUACACAUUUCCAUUGAUGUCGCUCGUAUACACAUUUCCUUUGAUGUCACUUGUAUACACAUUUCCAUUGAUGUCUUCUGUAUACACAUUUCCUUUGAUGUCACUUGUAUACACAUUUCCUUUGAUGUCUACUGUAUACACAUUUCCUUUGAUGUCUUCUGUAUACACAUUUCCUUUGAUGUCUACUGUAUACACAUUUCCAAUGAUGUCACAUGUAUACACAUUUCCAUUGAUGUCUCUUUUAUACACAUUUCCUUUGAUGACUCCUGUAUACACAUUUCCUUUGAUGUCACUUAUAUACACAUUUCCUUUGAUGUCUCCUGUAUACAAAUUUCCUUUGAUAUCUCCUGUAUACACAUUUCCAUUGAUGUCUCUUGUAGACACAUUUCCUUUGAUAUCUCCUGUAUACACAUUUCCAUUGAUGUCUCUUGUACACACAUUUCCUUUGAUGUCACUUGUAUACACAUUUCCAUUGAUGUCGCUCGUAUACACAUUUCCUUUGAUGUCUACUGUUUACACAUUUCCUUUGAUGUCUCUUUUAUACACAUUUUUUUGAUGACUCUUUUAUACACAUUUCCUUUGAUGUCAGUUGUAUACACAUUUCCUUUGAUGUCUCUUUUAUACACAUUUCCAUUGAUGUCUCUCGUACACACAUUUCCUUUGAUGUCUCUUGUAUACACAUUUCCUUUGAUGUCUACUGUAUACACAUUUCCAAUGAUGUCUCUUGUAGACACAUUUCCUUUGAUAUCUCCUGUAUACAUUGAUGUCGCUCGUAUACACAUUUCCUUUGAUGUCUACUGUUUACACAUUUCCUUUGAUGUCUCUUUUAUACACAUUUUUUGA